This is a messenger RNA of Canariomyces notabilis, 2079 nucleotides long. Its product is annotated as putative cytochrome P450. The transcript has 3 exons. Bases 179 to 1897 code for a protein of 572 amino acids. The record is from RefSeq and is a predicted model, not a curated record. Gene Ontology annotation, molecular function: heme binding; oxidoreductase activity, acting on paired donors, with incorporation or reduction of molecular oxygen; monooxygenase activity. NCBI's taxonomy places the organism in Eukaryota, Fungi, Ascomycota, Sordariomycetes, Sordariales, Chaetomiaceae.
GUUGGCACCUUGAACCCUCCCACUGGCCGCGGCGCGGUCGCAACAUGUUAGAUUGGUCUCGUCCGCUCUUCCUCCCUCGGCUGCUUCCCCCUCCCUCCUUCCCCAUCUUUUUUUCCUUGUUUUUUUGCCACACUCGCUCAUUCUGUAGAAUCCGCACCUAGACCGAGAGAUACGUAGCAUGGUCCAACUCGCUGUCAUCGUCUGCACUGCAUGGGUGGUAGUAGCAGUUUCGUUGACGCUCUACUGGGGCGUCUGCCUCCUGCGAAACUACGCCGCCGCUCAUAAGCUUGGCGUCCCCCUCCGUGUCAUACCUAUCGACCACACCAACCCGAUUUGGAUGCUUCUCGAUCGAAAGAUACUCUCCAUUAUCACGCAGCUGGUGCCUUCUCUGCGCAACUCCAGUUUCGUCAGGCACAACUAUCGAGGAUGGGAGUUGCGCGAGAGAUACUUCUCUCACCAUGAGCUUGGCGACGUGUUCGCCCUGGUUACUCCGGGAAGGACCUGGGUGUACAUCGCCAACCCGGAUGCUCUGAUGGAUGUCUUCCGCCGUAGGACUGAUUUCCCUCGCUGUCUUGAGCUCACCGGUAAGAAUUCCAAAGUCCUCAACGUCUUUGGACCCAAUGUGUCAACUGUGGACGGGCCGCAAUGGAAGAUGCAGCGGAAGCUCAUUGGAACGUGCUUUACGGAGCAGAACAACGAGAUUGUCUGGUCCGAGAGCACCGUUUUGGCGCGCGACAUGAUCCAAUACUGGGCAUCAAAGCCGUCAGUCGAUUCCAUCGCACCAGACACCCGCACGCUUUCGCUUCAUGUGCUGUCCCGCGCCGGGUUUGGCAAAUCAUUCAAGUUUAAAGGCCAUGACGACAGACAGAAGAACCAGACAUCGACAAACUAUAAGGAAUCUUUGCAGCUAAUCCUCGAAAACUGUAUCCUGAUCAUGGCCCUGGGCCCGAGAUUUCUGGCCGAUUGGAAGCCGUGGCUGCCCCGCAAGCUGCAGCGCCUGCAAGAGGCUUGCGCCUCCUUUCAAAGAUACAUGACCGAGACGUAUGAGGAUGAAAAGAAGGCAUCAUCGUCAUCGUCCUCUUCAAUGCCCGGGGACCACAACCUUAUGAAAUCUUUGGUUCGGGCCUCGCAAGAUGAGGCAAAGACUUCAUCUGGUGCUCUUGGCCCCGGCCUCACCGAACAAGAGAUCUAUGGGAACAUGUUCGUCCUUAACUUUGCUGGCCACGACACAACCGCUCAUACCUUUACUUUCUCCCUCUAUUUUCUGGCUGCGCACCGAGAAGUACAGGACUGGGUCUUCGAGGAGCUCCGCCAUGUUUUGGGCAACCGCCCUCCGAACGAAUGGCACUACGCCAGCGAUUUUCCCCGUCUGAAACGCGCUCUCGCCGUCAUGUAUGAAACUCUCAGGCUCUAUACGCCUGUGCCCGUGGCCAAGUGGACUGGCGCGCAGUCGCAGACGCUUUCUGUGGGAGACAAGACGUUAAUUCUCCCACCCAACACAAUGGUUAUCCCCAGUUACUCUGCGGUGCACACGGAUCCAAAACACUGGGGUUCCGACUCUCUCGACUGGAAACCCUCGCGCUGGGUGACGCCCGGUGCAAGCGGAGCAAUGGACGAUGAGGUAUUCUUGGCUCCCAAAAAGGGAACCUUUCUUGGCUGGUCAGAAGGCGCACGCGAUUGCCCGGGCAGAAAGUUCUCUCAGGUCGAGUUUGUUGCCACGAUGGCCGUCCUGUUCCGGGAGUGGUAUGUUGAACCGGUGCUUCUCGAUGUUGACCGCGGGAGUCUGCGCGCCGCAUGCAAAAGGGUGUUGAACCAGAUCGAGACGGACUCGGCAAUGGUUCUGUUACUGCAGAUGUUGCACCCAGAAAGGGCCCCGUUGGUUUGGAAAAGGAGAUAGAACUGAAGUACAUCGGUCUGCUUGGUGAUUGGACUACCUCAUAAUGUAUGUACCUUGUACUAUGAAUGUCUACCGCUGCCUUACGUACGUAAAAUCGAUGCGACAGGUCAAGGAUGCCGUGAAUUACAUGAACCCCGAGCUUCGUGUCUCCUCUUGAGUCUAUCUCAACAGGGUUGUUGAAC